Uranotaenia lowii is the source of this 16175-nucleotide messenger RNA. Its product is annotated as lachesin-like. Gene Ontology annotation, cellular component: neuron projection. The coding region runs from base 584 to 2146 and encodes 520 amino acids. NCBI's taxonomy places the organism in Eukaryota, Metazoa, Arthropoda, Insecta, Diptera, Culicidae. The transcript is spliced from 11 exons. The record is from RefSeq and is a predicted model, not a curated record.
UGAUGUUAUCGCAAAAGAAGCUACGUUGUCGAGGUUCAGUUUUUACCAAGAUUCGCGCGACGUUAGUUCGGUUUUCGGAGUGUUCCGUCCGAUCGGAUUCGGACAGGCUCCCAGCGGCAAUUACCCUAGCUGUGACAACAAAGUAUACGCAACGUUUUUUGAAACUUUAAGUGAACCAUGUGCUUUUUAUAGACGCCGACGAAAGGUUUUGGUCUGAAAUCGGAUUUUUAGGGAAAAUUUCGAGGAAGUGCUCCAGUAGUGUUUUCCAUUGAGAGAAAGGAAGAAAAACAAACCUUUGUCUGCGCUUGAAAGGUUUUAAUGUGAGUAAAUACAUAGGGGAUGUAGAGGUGGAAAAUCAACAUUGCUACCUCCAACGCUAAGGGAGUAAAUAAGUGGAAAUCUGUGCCCCCGGAAGUGUGUCAGUGUAAGAAUCGUCUGGAAGAAGAAAGAGCCUAAUUAAAGAGCUCUUUGAAGAUUCCUUAAAAUAAACUGUUCAACCAACAUAAAAGCCGGCAACAAAAAAAAUCGAUCUUUGCAAUGUGGUGUACAACCCCUGACGUUGUUGCUUGAGACGGAACAGCUGAUGAUGAACCGAACUCAACCGGAUUCAGAUAGGAGGAAGUGGAUUGUGCAGUGCAAAUAUUGGGCUCACCACCCCCACAAAGUAGGGACGACGAUGAGGUUCCUGUUGGUCCUGCUACUGUCGGCAAGGAUGAGUUCAGUCCCGGUGGUUAAUGCCAACACCAAUACCAAUAAUGGCGGGAAUCUGGGCAACAAUGGCGGCAAACCGGGAACAGCACCUGCUACUAAUGUUGUCGUCGAGGAACCAGAAUUUACGGACGUUAUCGAGAACGUCACAGUGCCUGCUGGACGGAACGUCAAAUUGGCUUGUUCCGUCAAGAAUCUAGGAUCUUAUAAGGUGGCGUGGAUGCACUUUGAACAAUCCGCGAUCCUCACUGUACAUAACCACGUAAUUACCAGGAAUCCGCGGAUCAGCGUAACUCACGAUAAACACGACAAGCACAAAACUUGGUUCCUACACAUAUCGAAUGUUCAGGAAGAGGAUAAGGGCCGAUACAUGUGUCAAAUCAACACUGUGACAGCCAAAACCCAGUUUGGGUAUCUGCAUGUCGUGGUGCCACCGAACAUCGACGAUUCGCUCAGCUCCAGUGACGUCAUCGUUCGGGAAGGAUCCAAUGUAACGCUGAAGUGUCGAGCCACCGGAAGUCCAAUGCCAACCGUCAAGUGGAAACGGGACGACAAUUCCAAAAUAGCCAUUAAUAAGUCGUUAAGUGUGAUCGAGUGGGACGGCGAAACGGUCGAGAUAUCGAAAAUAUCCCGGCUGGACAUGGGAGCCUACCUUUGCAUUGCCUCGAAUGGCGUCCCUCCGACGGUGUCCAAGCGGAUUAAAGUCAGCGUCGAUUUUCCUCCGAUGCUGUGGAUUCCCCAUCAGCUGGUGGGUGUUCCCGUUUUCUUCAACGUCACCCUGGAAUGUUUCACCGAAGCCCACCCAACGUCACUGAACUACUGGACCCGAGAAGAUGGACACAUGAUUCACGAUUCCCGAAAGUAUAGGACGGAAUCGACCGUUGGGAUGCCGAUCUACAAGACGCACAUGAGGCUGCACAUUUUCAACAUCCAGCAGACCGAUUAUGGCACGUACAAGUGCGUUGCCAAGAAUCCUCGAGGAGAAACCGACGGAACAAUCCGGCUGUACACAUCCACACCGCCUACAACAUCUCCCGGUCCCCCGACGACGGCCGACAGCCAGCUGGUAGACUUUUGGCCCAACAACGGAGGUCGGAAUGACACCUGGUUCUCUGGGGGUUCGCAUCAUCACGGGGGCAACGGCCCAGGAGGAGGUGGACAAUUCCAUCUUAAUUCGUAUUCCGUGCACACGGCGGAUAAAAAUUCCAAAUUUUCGUCCAAUCUGAACGAGAUUGACAAGUCGGAACAAAAGUCAUUCGACUCAAAGGUCAUCUAUUGGUCAUCGAGUAGGAGCACAUUUGCGUUCUUCCGAGUGCAACUCAUUCUGUCCAGUAUCUUGAGCUCAACUCUUCUGCUAGCAUCGUUAGCCAGUUCCGGCAUCAGCAUCAGUUUAGGCAGCAGCAGCAUCAGCAAAAGCCGCCCUAAAGUUCUACACUAAUAGCCAUCCACUACAAAGUAAGUAAGUUAGCAAAAAGCAGAAUGGAAAACCAUCAUCCAAAGGUUUGCCAAACAAAUCGAACGCAUGGGUCCUAAGAGUAAACUCGUAGACAGAGGCGGUUUAAGAAAACCGGAAGAAAAAUACUUAGAGGAAAAAGUUGUUGUAGAAAGUAAACGAGCAAAACACGGAACAAACAGCGAUAGAACAUAAUAGUUUACAAGAGUCCAACCAUUUGUAUAGCUAGUUAAACGGUUCGUUAGGAAUGAAUUUAUCCAAUUGAAGAUCUGAGAGCGAGAGAGAUAGAGAGAGAGAGAGCGAUACUUGAGUUGAAUUGAAUAGUAAAGAGUAGGAAGGAGAAAAAGUAAAUUGCCAAAUGAAGUUAUGCUAAUUAGCGGAAGGCUGCGUUCUUGGCCAUUAUAACGACAAAACUGCAAAUCUUAUGUAAACGAUUCAACCGCGCAAAAACAAAUAAAAAAUACAUGGAACAAAUUAAACAGUGGAUCUGUAUAACCAAAACACACUCGUAUAACUGAAAGCAGGGUUUAUUAGCGAAAAUAAAAACAGUCACACAAACAUCCUAUAUACCAAACUAACAAAAUACAAAAAAAAAAUGAAACAGAUAAAACAAAUUGUAUUAAAAAAAAACUAUAUACAUAUAUGCUAAACCUAGUGAUAGAAGAAUAAUUUAUAGUAAAUGACUAGCAAUACAAACUUAACUAAGGAAAGCUGAGGUAAAAAGUUUCGUUUUUGAUAUCAAUCCAAGUAUGGCAAUUAGCGGGCUUAACACAGUACUAUGAAGUAAAAAAAAAAGCAGAACAACAAAUGGUUCCCCUUGAUUUUGAAAGGGUGCACACUAAUUUGGCACUGGAGCACCCAUUAUUAGUUCCAACUAAAUGCUUUAGGAAGCUAUUUUUCACCAGGUGAGCUUAGUUUGGAUUUUUUUGUGAGAGUUGAGUGCCAUAUUCCAAAAUAGGUCGAAUUCGUUGAUAGGAUUUUCCUCCUGAAUUAACUAGCAAGAAAUUUGACUGUGGUUAGUUUGGAACAAUUAAAUUGUUUAAUACAAGAAGUGCAACAGGAGAACUGCAUUCCACAUACAGGGACCGGCACGGAUAAAAAUUCACUCAUCGUUUGAAUGUUUAUAAAAUUUUUAUUUUUAUGAAGGGAUUAGUCACUGUUAUUUAAGUUUGUUACAUUUUUGAUUGCGUUUUCUGUUCUUCUGUUCAUAGGAAUAACGGCUAAUUUAAUGGAUUGUCCUCCUUUGGCACAAAUACAAUAUAUUUGACUUUUUAUCACUCCGCCACAGUUUUCACGAAAUGGCACGAUUCAAGAUUCUACCAAAAUAGAGUAUCAACUUUGUGAGACCUAUGGAAGUGCUAAACGGAAAAAAACGAUCGCAUUUGGAGGGAGUCUUCUUUGUAUACUUAUCCGUUGAUUGUGUUAAUCGUCAUUUAACAGUGACUGAUUUGCAACUUCCACAAAUCGUCAGCUAUCUCAAGUGCUAAACAUCAAUUUUUUUCAGCGAGACUUGUCAAUGAACAUUUUCCUGCUGGAAACUUUUCAGGUGCCCGCUCAAUAGUUCAUUUGGCUGUCCGGUAUGAUUUUUUUUUCUUUCCAAUUUUUUGCGCACGAUUUGACCACCGUUUUUUUUAUUUUACCGGUGGACAGUUUUUUUUUACAUUAUAUAAAUGAAGGUAGGUUUCUUUAGUAUUUAGCAAGAUAAACCAGACAGAUUUUUUUUCAUUUCCCCAAUCGAAAUAUUCGGAUAGCGCUUGAAAAUUUCUUUGUUGUUCAAAUUUAAGCUCACUUUUAGAUACUCUAGGACUCCUUGAAUAAUUUACCACAUAAAAUUUGGUUGAAUAAUAGAUAAUCCGCUGUUUUUGGGUCUACAACUGGGAUUUUGCAAGUUUUAUUUAUUUUUCUCGACCCUGCCCGAAAAACUUGAUCAAAGAGCUUCUGUAUUGGACGCUAUCUUACCUGGCGUUUAUUUAUUUAUUUAUUUUUUAUUUAUUAAUUUCUAUUCAAGGGAAAACAAACUGUGGUCCAUAUUAUGACUUAAAAUAAAUAUAAAAAGACAAAAAGUCUAAUUACAGGGUUCUCAAUACACCUAAAACUUUACUUCGAAAAACAUCUCUUGAAACGUCAAAGUCGAAGUGCUCAAAAAACGGUUGAAUGUUUUCAUAACACCGAUGAUAGCGCUAUUAGUUCCAUAGAUGUUAAAUCGAAUGGGAACAUACAUUCGAAGAUCUUGGUUUCCAAAUCCACGGGGUCGCACGCUUAGAGGAAUGGCUUCCAGGAGCGUGGGGCAGUCAAUUCGCUAUGUCAAAAGAUCGUCGACGAAAGAAGCUCGUGCUGCGUUUCUGCGGGCUUGAAGAGUGUCUAUAUCUAUGAGACGGGUAUCGAUAUUCAUAGCUUGGCAAGUAAAACUGGUCUUGCCAAAGCAGGUUUCUAAGGACGAAUCGCAAGACAUCUCUCCUGUAACCUUUUUAUACACCGAAAACAUGUUAGUCUCCUUCCACAGUGAGGGGAAGGUAGCUCUGACAAACGAAACUUGGAAAAUAAGCCUAACAGAAUUCAGGCAUGAAAUGUUUAAUAGAAGUAGCAGGAAUUCCAUCCGAACCCGUAGAGAAAGAAUAAUUGAGCUUAGCUGCUGCUUUAGAGAUGACUGCAUCCUCAACUACAAUGUUGUUUAUAGAGAAACCCAGCGGCGCAAUGUUUCUGAUAGCACUAUCCAAAUGUUCAGGGGAUGUCGAAGCUGAAUUAGAGAUGGACGAGAAUUGUUGGACAAAGAGAUUACAGACUCCACGAUUCACGAUCCACAAUUUACAAUCAGAGUUCGCCGUAUUGUAAUCCAGAAACAUUUGGGUUGGCAGAUCAGGUUCAUUCCGCUGACUUUUAACAUGUUUCCACAACAUUAUGGUCUGGACUCACGUUGAACUCAAUUAAAAAAUGGCACAUUUCUUUGCCGUCUUCAGUCGUCGUAGUUCAAAUGUGAUCCAAGGAGUCCGUAUAUUCUCUUCAGUAAUGUGUUUUGGUGUGUUCAUUCAAGAUGUGCGAGAAGGUUUUGGAGGCAGCGUUGGGAUCAGAUAGGUCGAGCCCAGAUUCCCUGUCGAUGGUAACCAGGGUAAGGGAAAUCUCGUCAAAAUCGGCGUUCUUGAGGUCAAGAUAGAAGGGUGGUAAUUUUGCGACAGGAGCCAGUCUAGGGACAUCGAGCGAGACCAAUAAAACAGGAUGAUGGUGCACUGCUUUAUCGUACGGAGCAGGAGACAAAACAAAGGACAGUACACGAGUCCCAUCGCUGGUAAAGCAAAGAUCCAACAUAAGACCGUUUUUGUUUGCCACGCUGUUAAUCUGCCGUAAAGUACUCUGUACGCUGUAUUCAGAGAGUCUAGUAUGACGUUCAAUAGGGUCGAAAAAGUUAAGCAUACUGGAUCCGGGUAGAGAAAGAUACCAUGGUUUGUGACGACGGCGAACUGAGUCACUCGUUACCUCAGGGUAGGCUUCAUUUGCUGGGUGGACAAACGACCUGAGGGGAAGGGGCAAGCAAACUGAUGGAACUAGAACCCAAAAUGUAAAAGGGGGUUUCGGACGUGUUACUGACAAAGUGACAAAUACAUUUUUAACAAUUUAUUCUUGGUUUCAUUUUAGAGGAAAGGGUUCAGGGAUAAGGGAACGUUGAGGCCUAUUUACAAAUAUGUUACUUGCCGGCGUAUGAUGACGGCAUUCCGAGCGAUGUCGAUGGCCGUGCGCGUUGACGAGAUGGUUGAUGGGUCGUGUGGUUCUCCCGGGGAAUGCCCAGUCCAUGGACGCACGUGGUGAUACCUGCGCCACGGAGGGUACUUUCCGAGGCCGAACUACCAGCGCGCCCUUCUUUCUCGACCGGUAAUGCACUGCCGGAUCUAUCGGGAUCGCAGGGUAGUUCCUCCUCUCGAUGACUCGAUUGAAGGCGCACCAAAUUUACACUACGGUGCGCAGGGCUGGAAUUAGAGUCAGGGAGAUAGCCCGGACCCUCGGAUCAACGACUCUGGUGGACGACUCUGGAGAUCUUGGUGUGGUCGUGUGGUCCUCGGAGCUUGGACCGGAUGGGGCCGGUAGAUGGCUGGGCCCGUUGGUUGUCUUUCAGAAGAGUCUUUGGAGACCGGACUGGUCUAAGGAAGUAGAUUCGAUCGGUGACAGGCAGCUGACACGACUGGUGCCUUCUCCGAACCACGUGGUUCUUUUUCUGAACAGGUUUGCUGGCGGACGGAAUUGGACGUCAGCACCGAUCAGCGACCACACUUUGAAUGAAUCGUUUUGUUUUCGGCGCCUCUUGCUCGCUCCGGAACUGCCAUCGAAAAAGGGUUGCCAGCAAGGAUGGUCUGAAUCCACUCGUUCACUCAAUCGCGAUGCACUCUUCAACGAUUCACUCAAGCGCUCUUUCGGAUCUCGCGAAUCUUUGUCUGAACCGAACGCUGGGGGAAAAAGAAUAACGUUGAUCGAAUCUGAUUGUGAGUGCUGCUAGUUUUGAACGUUGGGCGCUUGCAUACGGGCAAGUUUGAAUCAUGCAAUGAUGCAAUCAUCGACUUUCCUGGCUCCAGAUAUUCGUUCGCUGAUCCGAUUCAACUGGUUCAACUGAAAGAAGGAAUCGAAUCGGCAAAUGAUUGACCCGCCGUUCGUUCAGAUAUCUUUCAAUCGCCGCACACAGUAUUAAACAAAAAAAUCAUUGCGACCAAACGGUACACGGUAGACAUUUGAAUUCUUCGCAACAUGUUCAUAUUUUUUUAUGAUCUUUCUUAUUUUCAAAGAAAAAACUGAUUUUAUUGCCAAGGGAUAUGAAAAAUAAGUUAAAACUUUGAUGUACCGUAAACUUUGAUCAGCGGGGUAACUUUGAUUAACAUGAAAUUUUUGCAGAUAAUCAUCAUUAACUUAGUAAAAAGAUAAAAUAUCUGCAAACUGUUUACUACGUUUGAAAGCCUAUGAGUUGAGCUACAAAUAUGCUAAAUUUGGUUUUUAUUAGAAGAUUUUUUAUAUUACUGAAACUAUAAUUUCAAAAUCUCAAAAUAUCUCGUUUUUUGAAGGCUCACAAACAAACAUCUCUUCUGAUCAAAUUUUAGCAUUUAGGAGCAGAUGGGUUGGUUAAUGCAAAAGUUCAACUUUUUUCUUGUUGUAAGUUUAGUAUAAGUGUUAUUUUUAUGGUCAUUUGAUGAUAGUUUUUGAAUAUUAAAAAAAUCGGUCAUUUUCCAUGAAAAAGCCGGAGAAGAAAAAAUGGCUAAAAUCCUAUCAAAUGGUUAAGUUUGAAGAAAAAAAUGAACAUGGGAACAGAGCGAGGAUUUAGGGAAUUGCAUGAAGAUAAAAUUUCGUUUGUUUUUAAGAUAAAAAAAUAUUGAGAAUUGUUUAUAUUUUUGCCCCUAAACGUAUGCAGCAACAUUGUCCAUCUUUUGAGUAUAUUUGUUUCGAGAUAAAAUUUGAAAGCAUGUUAAAAUACAUUAAUCAAAUUUGGGAACUUUUUUGGCAGUAAUAGAGAACACUAUCAAUUUUUUUUUUUGAAAAUUAAGGUUUUAAGUCAAUAAUCAACUUUCCCAAAGACCGCUAGAAAUUUUGACUUUUGAGAGAAAAGUUAUUGAAGUUUUCCUGUAGAAAAUUUUGUCCAAAUUUGAAAAAAAGGGGUAUUGAAAGUUGUUGAAUGAGCUCAAAUAUUCAUCGUCAAAUAUUUAAUGACUUCCAUGAGUGAUGUGAGGAAUAGUUGCAAUCAAAUCUUUUGGGUCUUUUGCAUAAUUCAAUUUUUAUUUUAAGUGAUGUAUCUCUGAAACUAGAAAAUUCAAUGAGAUAUUAUUAAUUGAUUCAAAAAAAUCUUUCCUUGUGUUUCCAUGUACGCUUGUUUGUUUAUCAGUUAUCAAAAAUCAAUUUUACCUAAAACUGACCAAUUUUAAAAUUUACACACGCCAUUUCACCAAAACUAGAGGUGAGAGACUAAAUUUGACAAAUGUUUUGAAUUUUAAGACGCAAAUUUUUUCCAAAAUCCGUUUUUGAAACAAAGGUACCAAAAAUGCUGUUUCCCUGUGUUAUUUAUUAAUAUAAAAAUGAAGAUUAGUUUGGAUUAAAAUUUGUUCAAAUUUGAAACUAAUCAUGAGUUUUAUUUCAUCACAAAAGGCUAAAUUUUGAUGAAAAAAUAACAACACUAUGAACAAAAAUUAGCAAAUGUUGUAAAUAUAUGAAUAAUAAAUGUAUGAUGAAAACAUUAUAAACUUAUGAUUAAACUAUUAAACCAUCGCAAAGUUUAGACAAAAAAUUUACAAAAAACAAAACAAAAAUAUUGAAAAUUCUAUUAAAACUGCGCCACAGAAAACCAUCACAGAAGUUUUGGUUCAAAUCACAGAAUUCGAGAAAUUUUUUUAUCAAAAACAUAGUUAUUUUUUGGAAACCUUGGGAUUGAAUAAACAAUAGUUUUUGUCUCUUAAAUCAUUCUAGAUGAAGCUUUGAACUUGCUUGAAGAAUUGAAACAUUUUUUUAUAAUUUUUCAUGGAUUUUUCAAUACAUGUUAACAAAAACAGUCGAAAAACGGAAGAAUACACAAAAAAAAGUUAUGAAGUAUUUAAAGUUAAUAAUUGAAGAUAUUAUUUUAAUAAUAAGAUGAACAAGUUUUAUAAUCUCUUUUCACCGAUAAUGAAAAUGGAUACAUUUCUUUUUUCAUUACAUUUAUACCCAUCAUCUCUUAAGUUGAUGUAUACACAUUUCUUAAAAUCGAAAAUGGGUAAUAUUUUGCUUUAAAAACGGUUUUUGAUAAAAGUAGUUUCUGAAUUAUCAAUUUCAUAAUUCAAACAACAAAUCAAAUGUAUUAAUGAUACUACUCAUCAUAAAAAAGGAUCCACCUAAUGCUGACGCUCGAGCUACUUUCAUAAGCGCCCGAACGCAGGCAACCAAACUGUAGCAAAACCAAAUUUGCGAGCAGAACGAAUGAUCGGAUGCGGUCGAAAGAAUUGCAAUCAUCAAUCGCUCGCUGAUGAUAUUCGUCUGCGAUUCUUCUGUGCAGAAUCAUCUUCCAAAGCAAUCGCUUGAUGAUUGGAUUAUAGCAUCGCAGACAGGCAACCCAAUCGCCUCCUGAAUGAACUAAAGAGGUUGGCUGGAAAGUCCGAUUGGUUCGCUCACUGAGUGCCAUCGUGUGUAAUUUUUUCGAAUGCGUUCGGGGAAUGGGUUACCUCAAAGAGUGAGAGAAUCAUUUUAUGUUCGUCGAUUUAUUCGCCAAUCACCAUCCUUGGUUGCCAGUAUUCCGGUCGAAAUAUGAUGUUGUCGAUGAGAGUUCUGAUAGAUGAGGGAUGGGAGACAUUGGUUAGGACAAAGUAAAUUUACUACAUAAGUAAAGUUACUAAUUUCUCUAACCGUUAUACAAUGCAAUAAUCCGAGGCCCCUGUACAUGAAGGUUCGUAUUACAUUGUUCCUACGGUUAGUCCGUAACACUUCCACCCGGGCAAAUUGAAGUCACCAAUUACGAGAAUGUCAUCUUUGGGUGCACAGAGAGAGCUAACUUUAGAUAAGCAGCGCGUAAAUGAUUCAGCUAGAGUAAAAUUUUCGUAGGUGAUGGAAAGAAUUAGAGAAACAUGAGGUAUCAAAGAACGAAAGAACAUUAGUCGUAUAUAUCAUGAAUUUUUCGAAAAAGAUACAACGGCUUACCGGCAGAACUUGAAUCUGCAAUCUCCGCUUCAGUACAACGGCGCAAUCGACCAUGUGCUCACUCGGCUAAAAUCCCGAGUCGAUGGGUGGUGUUAGAGAAACAAGAGAGAUCAAUAGUGGGAAAGAUUACAUGCGGGAUAUACAUGGUGUUUCGAUAGAAGGUCGGCAGAGCUCGAUUGCUCGUGUUGGCCGAUUUCAUCACGUUCACGAAGCGGAGAUUGCAGGCUCAAGUUCUGCCGGCGAGCCGUUGUAUCUUUUUCGAAAAAUUCAUGAUAUUUACGGCUUACGUUCUUUCGUUCUUUGAUACAUCAUGUUUCUCUAAUUCUUUCCAUCACCUACAAAAAUGUGAUUAUUUUCAGGUACAAAGAUAUACCAAGCGAUUUCAUAACAUCAGUAUUGAGCUAGAGUAACAUUUUUCGUGCGGUCGGCAGGCAGAUAUAGUACGCAGGCAUAAAGUUUACGAUCACCAAGAUCAAUGCGGAUAAAUACAAGUUCCAGAUCGCUCCAGGAACUGUCUCCGAUGAUCAACGCUGGAAGAUCCGACUUAACGGCAAUUAACACUCCGCCACCGGUGCGCGGUCUUUUCGCUAUUACGUGAACUACGAUCGCAACGAAACACUUAAUAGUCACGGUCAAAUAUCUCGCUCAAAAAAGUGCGGUCGUUCAGCCAUGUUCCCGUGAAGGCAAAAACGUCGUAACAGCAACAUGAGCUUGUGAGCAGAUAGUCUGCUAGACACGAGUUCAUACCUCCAACGUUUUGGUAGUACAAGGUUAUGCAGUCAAAAAUUUCCGAGGCAGAGCUAGAUCCCCGAACACUGGAAAAGAGAGUACCAUCAGAUAGAGAAAACCGGUCAGGAGUGUCUUGCUAGACUGAAUUCACAGGAAAACGGAGCGACUGAGUUGAAGGGCAAAGGGGUCUCCGUUAGACCUGAUACGUUGCGUCCCGGUGCUGAAGGCUUUGUGCAAGUUGCUACAUUUUUGUGGUCCAGAAAAUAGCAUGCCGGAGAACUAGUGACCGUAACACGUUGAUAGGCUCGCAGUGCGCUGGAAAGGGAGAGUCCAUCACGAGAAGGAAGGUCAACAAACAGCGCGACUGAGUCGAUGAGUUCAGAGGUCUCCGAAGCAGGCUUGUAAAUGGUCACCAUCGUUUGACCUUUUUCUUAGACAUCCACAACACAUCGUUCUUGACAAUCAUGAAGAGCACAAUCUUUUGAUCGGAGAGCAAAAAAAAUGUCAAAUGAAGUUUUGAUUUUUGUAGUGGUUAGUCGUUUGACUUACAUUCCUUAUGCAUAAAUAAUCAUUCCACAUUGUUCGACCAACACAUCCAAACAUCACCCGGUGCUGCAGAGCCGCAGAUUUUUUUUUUCCACAGGAAAGAGUGAAUAGAAAAGAUUGUAUUUGCUUAUUGAACCUGUAGGUUCUGCUGCGUGAAAGAGAAAGGAGACGACGUAAACUGUCGGGAAUACUGGUAGUUUGACCAUCAAAUUACCGCUCUCGUGUACCAGGACGUGAAAUUUCGUUCGACAAUCACACAAAGAAGAAUGCACGUCGUUUCAUCUGAUGGUAGUCGACUGUUCCGCAAGUGUUUGGUCGCAUUCGUUUGAUGUCACGAACAUUGAAACUGAUAAAAGCAGGCUGUGCGACUUUCAGAGAAAAUGUCGAUAGUUUACAAGUUUGCUCCGAAGUGUCAUUUGUCGUGACCUAAGCCGUGUUGGUGAUUGAGUAGUGUAGUUCACUAUUGGAUUUAAACGAUGGAUGCCCUUCGAAGGAAGAAAAGGAGCACGAGCGCUGUUCCGGAGGAUGAAGUCAGCUUAGGUCACAACACCUUGGUCGGUGCGUCCCGAUGAAGAAGCCCGUGAAGAAGCUUUUGUACAAUCGUACUUGUAGGCAGGCAGUAGGUGAUUCAGGUCAGGGCCGGGACGACUGAUGACGCUGGCUGGAAUCAGUGCGACUGACUCGAAGUGAUAACAGGUCUCCAAAAUUCCCAAUUCGUUGCCUCUCGGUUGAACAAACAUUGUCAAAGCGAGGAAGAGCAGUUGUAGGGUCGUCGUCAUGUCGAAGCGGGGUUGGGUGAUGCAUCGCUAACAGAAGCUGGGGUUAGAACCCUGGAGUACCAAUUCUCAAAGUAGAAGAUAAUCUACUGGGUACAGCUGGCGAUAUAACUUGGCUUGUGGGAGCCUUUUGGAGAUGGCGGAUGUAGAAAGAUUGCCUGAACAAGUUUUUUAAGCCUGAAUCCACGAACUCUCGGAAUAGCCCUCCAGCAGGCCAUGUGCAACCGUCAAAUGCCGAGGGGUUUAAGGCUUAAAUCAACGUCGACUUUAAAAGCGACCGACUUGAGUUGGGAUAAGUCGGAGUCUUUUUUUACCAAAAGGUGUGUCUCAGCAACAACGCAGGAUAGGCAUUCCUUCAUCGAUAUCAGCUGCCGUCUCGUGAGGGGUUUUUAGAGGGUAAUUGAUGCGACGGAGUUUAUUCGAUUGGCUAUCAAGCUUUGGUCAUGGGCUAACUUUGGUCGAAGAAAUGUUCGGACAAGUUCCAGAACUCUUUCCAGGCUGGCGUUGAACUUCGCGAAUUCAGUUUUUUCACGCAACUAAGAACUUGGCACAUUCCUCAUAUAACCAAUGGAAACCUUUCAAUUCACCUCUGGCCUUGAGGUGCGAAGAGCUGAGCCCAGCACAUUUGAAGUGAACGAAGAUAUCGCAAAAGCUUGACACUUGAUGCAAGGACCUUAAAAACUGCAAUACACUAACGACAGCGAUGGCCUUGCUUCUGGGCUUGCCUCUUCUUCGAUGCCCAUUUGGAUUCCAGUUAAGAGCCUCUCUGCAAAUCUCGUUUUCAUCUCUUCGCAGCGUGUGCCCAGUCCAUCUUCACUUACGUUCCCGAUUUUUAGCGCCUUUUGAUGACACCGGCGAUGUAGUUCUUCAUUUGAGAUCCAAUUGUCAGGCCACCAAGCGCGGAUGAUAUUCCGCAGGCACACCUGUACAACAAUACGGAUUAUACGUCUGAGUUGAAGAUUCGGAUCUUAGUUCGUAGAGAGAUCUGGCGUGAGAUGUUUCGGAGACUCGCAAACGCAAAUCGGGCUUUUCUGAUCCGGGUUUCAAUGUCCUUCUUGGUACCACCAUCAGGCGUAGUCUGGCUACCAAGAUACUGGAGCACUCCACUUUCUCAAUCUGUUUCCAGCUACCACGAAAUUGGAACGAUUUUUUGUGUUGAUUUCUAUCGACUUGGUCUUUCCGACAUUGAUUUUGAGAGCUGCUGCCUUGGAGCUUUCGGUGAGGUCGUCGAAAUAGCUCUGCAUGCCUUGUUGUGUUUGGGCGAGCAAAACAAUACGGUCUGCCAGGUCAAGGUCGUUCAGUUGCUCCAUUGUUGAAGGAUUCCACGGCAAUCCUCGGUUUGGUCCACAGUCAAUCGAUCCAGUCAAGAUCUCAUCCAUUACGAUGAGAAAAAGCAGCGGUGAUAAAAUACAUCCUUGUCUCACUCCAGCAUUUUCCGGGAUUGGUUCGGACAAGGUAUUACAAGGUAGCUCCACUGAAAAUUUUCUCAAUUACGAUUCAUGCAUUCAAAAAUAAUUCAUAAAACAAAGUGUUGCAUUUUUUUUGAAUACACUCCUUAUUCAACACUUUUUUUUUCAAUAUUGUAAAUGUACCGAAUGAUUUGUUUCGGGAUUCAAUGUCCCGACUCAGCAAAUAUGUAUGUACAACCAAACCCAUCAAAUUGUUUAGGGUGUAAUCGUUUUGCCAUAAAAUUGAAUCGGAGCUUUAAACCCGUUUCCCGUUCCGGUUUUCCCUUCACAGGGUCGUCGGGAACAAACAUAUUAGUAAAAUCGACUCAAACGUUGCAUAUUUUCCGGGAAAAUUCCUGCACCGGGUUGGUAAAAUUGAAACACAUCACCAAUAACCCACUACAAGGCAGAACGUCCCAUUUAGAUGCUGAGGGUUGGAUUUUGACCAAGUCAACACAAUUUAAAUCCUAUUUUGUCGGUUCGGGUGAAGAAAUGGAAAAAAAUUAAAUCAUUCCUGUUUCCUGGUUUCUUCCAUAGACUCAUGGAAGUAAUGCGGAGAUGGGAAACAAUUAAAACUUGCCAUCCAUUAUUGUUGUUGUUAUGAUGUGGAUGGGACGAGAAAAUUCAAACGAAAAUGCAGCAAAAGGACGGGCAAUCGAAUUAUGGUGUGCUCCCGUUCAGAUUGAACUUAUGAAAGCAGAAAAUGCUAUUAUUUUCAGAUGAGAAAAGUAAAAUAAUCUGUUUUUGAGUUUACUUAGCUUCGUCGAUACUUUGGGUUAGCUCGGUAAAUUGAUGAAAUCUGCAUAAAGAUGAGAUAGUCUGCUUCGAAAGCAGGUGAAACUAGGCUAACCUAAUUUACGAACAACUUUCAGUGUUUAAUUAAGUCUGGAAUGUCUUGGUCACGUAAUUUAAAACAAAAACUUCAAGCUGUUCUAUCAGUUUCAAGCAUAGCAUGAAAUCAGGAUCUACGAUCAAAAUUCAGGAUAAAGAAACUGGAAGGAUCAGGAUUCCAAAUCAGUAUCUAGGGUCAGGGUCAGGGUCAGAUUCCUGAAUAAGUAUUCGGAUAAUGAAUCAGGAUCAGCAUCAGAAUCCAGGAUCAGUAUCAGGAUCCAAUAUAAGGGUCCAAAAUCAAAACCUAGGUACGGGAUUUAGGAUCAGAAUCCGGAUACUGAAUCCAAGAACAAUAUCCAGGAACAACAUCAUAAUUCGGGAUCAGAAAAUCAUACUGUCUUAUCUUGUCUUAAUCCGAAGAGAUUUUUUAUAAAAUUUUGAAGUUCAAAAUAAACUAAUCUGUUGGGCGCCAUCUAUGUAAUACGUUGUUGUUGGGUAAAAUCGAACAUUGUUUUCAGGGUUGUUCCGAUACUUUUCAAAAUGUCCAAAGUGUAGUUUUUCUUUAUGAGAAUGUUAUUAAUGAAAUCAUUUACGAUUAAAAUGAUGAAGAUAGAACUAGCCUUGGAAGUGCAUAACAAGUUUAAAUUUUAUUGCAGAAUAAUCAAAGUCUUUCAAAAAUUUCUUAGUUAUAAAUACUUUGUGGUAUUUAAAAAAAUUGAUUUGAUAUUCUACCAUAAGAUAAUGUUGGAUGUCGUUUAUUUAAAAGUGAUCUUCAUACUAAUUGAUUUUUUCUAUGGCGUUAACUUUCAAAUUGAAUUUAGAUAAAAUUGAAAACAAGAGCUUAACAUUUUCCGCUGGUUAUAAACAUUUGUGACACUUAUUUUUUGUAAUUUGAUCAAAAGGGAACUGUUUGUUAAAACAGGUAAAUUAAUAAUUCAAACAACAGGUUUGUAACGGAGCUGUAGACAAAGUUUUGUUUGUGCAAUGCUAAAGUUUCAUAUAACUAAAAAUAAAAUGUAUUUGUUUGUCGUUUGCACACACAAACGUAAUGAAAACAUAUCAAAUCCCAAGUCCUCCAAAACUGAAAACCACAAAUACAUAAACAAACCUGCUGCACAAUGAGCACACUAUCAGCAAAAAUGUUCCUAUCGAGGGUCUGAAUCGAGUAGAGGCGCGUUGAUUCGAUCCGUCUUCAAUCAAAAGGUGAGAAUGGAACGUGUCUCACAUUCUGUCCAGAAAGAAAAAAAAGUUUUCCUAACCGGAACUCGAAGAAAGUUGCUACGCAUCACUCGAUACAAACGAGGAAAAAUAGAAAAUGCCAAGAAAAAAAGUGACCACUAACGAAUCUCGACGAAGUCUGUUGAGAAAAUAUUGAACGUGUAGACGAGUUAGUCGAACAAGUGCUUAUUGGCAAACUGUAAAUUACUUUGCUAACAAGCAGAUUUAGCGGGAAGAAAGAAAAAUUUCCACUUCUUCCGGAUGGAGAGAGGAAAAUAUAUAUAAUCAAUUGUACAGUGCCAAAAGUUUGUUAUAGCUAUCAAUCAGAAGGAAAAUUUCGUAUAGAUAUAAGAUAAGUUCCUUGAAUACGAGCGGUCCUCAGUUCCAAACUACUUUAACAAAAGUUGAAGCCUAUCUAAAAGGUGGCAAAUUGAACCAUUAUACAUAAGUACAUGAAUAAUUAAAUAAACUGUCAAAUUAGCUAUUCGUUUCUGGUACAUCGACUCUGUAUGCUGCACGAAUGACAAUUAUAGCAAAGUAAACAAAAUUGUAUAUCAAAACACACAACAACACAUACACUGACACAAAAACACCUACACCAACACUAACAAUUGUAUUGUCAAACAGGUAAUUUAUAAGGGCAAGCUACUAUUUACAGAAUCCACAUAUACAUAUAUCGAACCCAAACUAGGAGCGAGUAAAACAAUUAACUUAACAAACACACACAUACCGUGGCCAAUGUAUACAACUUCCUACUGUAUGCCGUCGUUUUGAGUUUCCCGGGAGAAUUAUAUACGAUUUUGCCAAUCUGUGAACAACCAAACAAAAACAAAAAUA